Vespa crabro (European hornet) is the source of this 1536-nucleotide messenger RNA. It is a transcript of the gene Pex13, whose product is annotated as peroxisomal membrane protein PEX13. The transcript has 5 exons. Gene Ontology annotation, cellular component: peroxisomal membrane; peroxisome; peroxisomal importomer complex. Bases 293 to 1507 code for a protein of 404 amino acids. Gene Ontology annotation, biological process: protein import into peroxisome matrix, docking. The record is from RefSeq and is a predicted model, not a curated record. NCBI's taxonomy places the organism in Eukaryota, Metazoa, Arthropoda, Insecta, Hymenoptera, Vespidae. Gene Ontology annotation, molecular function: protein binding.
CUUAAACUAUUAAUCAAAGAAUUAAUUAAAUGAUUACACAUUUAUUUCUUAGUAAACAGCAAUAAAAACAUAAUAUUUCAAUAAUUGAGUACAGCAUAUAAUAUUUACAUAUUAUAACUGUGAUUUGCAUAAACAACGUUUGAAACUGAACUAGCGCUUAUCUAUGAAUAUUAAAAGAGCAUGAACUUUGACCCAAGAUAUUUUGCAGGUAUACUGCGACAUUACAGUUUUAUCAUUUCAACUAUUAAAAUUCUUCAAGCAAAUUCAAACAAAAUAAAUUUUUACCCUCGAAAUGGCUCCGGAAAGAUCGAAUAUGUCUACUACAAAUCAGUUGAGAAAUGCAUCCUCUGUUUUCACAAGCACAUCAGGUAUACAAUCAUCUUUUAAUGCAUAUAAUCCUCCAGCAACCGGCGUUCCUCCUCCUUUACCACCAAGACAAUCUAUGGGAUAUAAUGAAUACAGACCAGGUUAUUUAAACAAUUAUGGCAAUUACGGUAGUAUGAAUAAUUAUUAUAGAGGAUACAAUAGUUAUGGUUCUUUUGGUGGAUAUAUGGGAUAUCCAAAUAACUCUAAUUAUAAUAAUUAUGGGUUUAUGGGUGGACCUAGUGGAGAUAUAGAAAGUAGAUUUACACAGUAUGCAGAAGACAGUACGAGAUCUACUUUUCAAAUGUUAGAAACUAUCUUGCAAACUUUCUCGUCUGUUACAAUGUUAUUGGAAUCUACAUACUUUGCGAUAACAAAUUGUUUUAAGGCUAUUUUAAGCGUUGCAGAUAGUGUGGGAAGAUUGCGUUCUACUAUUAGUCAGCUUUUGAGCACAUUUGCUUUAAUUCGUUUCUUAAAGUGGAUAUAUAAAAAAAUUAGUUAUACAAUUGGUUUACGUAAAGGAAAUCUUGCUGAGGAAGAAUUAUGGCAAAGAUCAUUAAUUCAAGCGGUAAAAGGGGAAAGGAGCUCUACUUCUUUAUGGUCUAAUUUUCUGUUUCUUGGCAUAUUUGUUGUCAUUCCAUAUUUGAUUCAUAAAAUAUCGAGUAAUGUUAAAGAGCUUAAAAUAAAAUGUACUGAUCCUAAGGAAUGGACGAAUUUUAAAGAACCAGUCUAUGCAGCAAACGCCUUGUACGAUUUUACAGCUACAUGUAAUGAUGAAUUGAAUUUGAAAGCAGGACAAAAAAUUUGGUUGGCUCCCCAACCUUUACAACCUAAAAAUAUACCUGGUUGGUGGAUAGCAACAGAUAGCAAAAAUGUCGGUUUAAUACCAUCCAAUUAUGUUACUAUCGUAGCACAACUUAAAAAAAGACCAGAAGUAAAAACAUCCGAGAGUUCACCUUCAAAUGUAUCUAUACAAAAUGUAAAUGAACUUCAACAAGAUUCUUUGUUAAGUAAUGAACAUGGCAAUUGUAAAAGUAGUAAUCAAAAUGUUGAAUUACAUGAAGCAUGUGAUAAAGAAAGUCAAAAAAUUGAAUCUCCUGAAACAUCUAAUAAGACUGAUUAUUAUGAAAAACAAUUGGCAUAAUAAAUAAAAUUUUAAAUAUUGUCGAUAUA